GUGACAAUUGGACCUACCAACAGGACAACAAUCCUAAGCAUAAGGCUAAGGCUAUAAUGGUUCUUUUGAAUAAUCGUUGUCCAAGUGUUCUUGACUGGCCUUCCUUCUCCUCAGAUCUCAAUCUGAUUGAAAACCUCUGGGCAAUUAUGAAGUAUUGGGUUGAAAGAAAGUUGGGUAUUGUGAUUCAAAAAAAACAAAUAAUCUCUCAAGAGUUUUUUAAGUUAGUAAUUGAAGAGAAACGGAAUAAUAUAGAU
Racocetra fulgida is the source of this 254-nucleotide messenger RNA. The record is from the annotation of a GenBank genome assembly. NCBI's taxonomy places the organism in Eukaryota, Fungi, Glomeromycota, Glomeromycetes, Diversisporales, Gigasporaceae.